ACAAUUCGUUGAAUUGUUGUCUCCGUCACAGGCCAAAACCAAGGGAAAUUUCCCUAUUGAAGCAUCAGCUUGACAAUUUAAGUGCACUUUUAAGGUCAGGAGCUUCAAACAUAGUCUUCUGCUYAGAAGAUAACUAACCAUCGUUCUCUCUUUCAUAACGAACUUGUCUGAAUGGAUUCAGCAGAGAGUGGCCGCUAGGGACUGGUUAUCAGUAUGCCUGGCUUUGUUGUAUCAGAUAAAGAUCGAAAGACGAUCAACUCCAAAUACAUUUGCUCSUGUUGUAAACACAUCUUGAAAGAUCCUGUUCAAACAUUGUGCGGCCAUUUCUACUGUUUCUCCUGCAUUGRCGAUUUGAAAGAGCCUAAUCGUCGCGACUACAGAUGUAUCGAAGAUAAUGUUUGGUUCACUAAGGAAGAGAUUUUCUUCGAUCGAUGUGUUCAACGCGAGGUUGAUAAUCUUACCGUCCAUUGCCCAAAAAUAGACUGCAAAUGGAAAGGUCUGAUACCACAACUUGAGGAACACAUCUCGAGCUGUAUACAUGCGACAAAUGAGAUGUCAGAGAAUUAUGGUGGUUGUGCAUAUGAAAUAGUUGGGUGUAAAGUUCCAAAGACUCUCACCGCAGAACAGCUCAAGGAGCACAAUGAAAAAUGCGCAGACUUCCAUCUUAAAUUGCUCUUGAAUUACGUGCGCCAAUCGUCACCUGCAUCAMUCAUUAAGAAAAYUGACAGUCUCAACGAGCAACUUAACGACCAGGCCAAUAAGAUCGCUCGUCUUGAGGAAGCCACCAGAGGAUCAUGGGGCUCAGACACUGGGGCGUUGCUAAGGCGACUGAUAAACACAGAGAAUAGCAAUGCUAAUCUUGGGCUGUUAAUCGUGGAAUUGAAUACAACUAUCAACGAGCUCAGUGGUAAGAUAGACCAGUUGGAGAAACAUAGAGAAAAUGAUGUUAAGACUAUCAUUGCUCUGAAAAAUAAACUCSAAAUGAACGGUGAACCYCCCCGGAAUUUCCCAGCCUCGACCCAAUCACAAGAUCAGUUGGUCCCAUACGAUGGAAUCUUGCUGUGGAAGAUUACUGACUUCGCACGAAAACGAAACGACGCUUUGACAAAUAAAAAAGUCUCAAUCCUCAGCCCUCCAUUUUAUUCAGAUCGAUAUGGGUACAAAAUGUGCGCKCGCAUAUAUUUGAACGGUGAUGGYAUGGGUCGAGGACAGUACAUUUCUUUGUUCUUCGUGGUCAUGCGUGGUGAGUACGAUGCAUUACUCCGYUGGCCAUUCAGACAAAAGGUGACCAUGAUGCUUCUCGAUCAAAAUCAUGUUGAGCACGUGAUUGAUGCAUUCAAACCCGACCCCAYGAGUUCGUCGUUCAGACGACCGAUGUCUGAAAUGAAUAUCGCUAGCGGCUGCCCGAUGUUCUGUUCGCUYGCUGAUUUGGAUAAAUACUCCUACAUAAAGGAUGAUACGAUGUUUGUGAAAGUCAUCGUGGACACAUCGGAAAUGUUCUGAAUAAUCAUAAAAAAACAAUCUUCACAUGCAAUUGAGAAAAAUAAUAAAAUCUGCUUAAACUUGCACAAUGUCCUAAGACUCACCAAGUGUUAGAGCCAAAGCUGCAUGGCUGUCCACACCUUGGUUUACACCGGUUGACCAAGAAGAUAACAAUAAUAAAAAAAAAAAACAGGUGAAACUAAUAACUUAACGAAUGGUACUGUAUUCUGGCGAAACAGCUGAUCAUAAAGAGAUUCUGAGGAAAAUCAACUCGCAAAUUUAUCAGAUUUAUUGUGGACAAUUACAUUCAAAAGAUUGGAAAAGUGAGCAAACUGGAGUGGAAUUAAAUCCUGUCGAACUCUCGCUGAGGCGCCAUCACAUGGAUCAGCGUCCUCCUCACAUAGCCUCUUACGCAGGCCAACACCAACACACACGACCAACGCGGAUUUAUGUCAGAAAACUGUACAUUAAGCCAAAAAAAAAAACAAACAAACAAGAGAACUGCUGAAUAGUAUAUGCUUGAAUCCACGAUCUUUUUUGGCGUGUGAAAUAUGUUUUAUAGAAAGUACUUGUUAGGAAGGUUUCAUUCGGAGGGAGAAAUGGAAUCGGAUGAUGCAGAAAGUUUUACCGUUUAUGGGGAUUCAAAUGGUCUCCAAUACUCAURUUCUUUGCCCACAACUUAUCAAGUUGUCACAUAGGUUAGACUAACAACUCAUGGUUGUCAUAAGUAGCUGGAUCAAWAUGUCGUUACAUGGAUUAUAUUUCGAUGUAUUUUUUUUUUUCUCGUCAAUCCUGGUAUCUAGCUUUGCAUUGCUUGUAAGAUAUGCUGGAUUCUUAAAACCAUAAAAAAGAAUUAAUUAGUAACUGUAUAAUUUUUAGGAAUUUUACAUGUAAUUUUUUUUGAUGCACGGAAUUUUUAUGGUUCAUUUUGUCAGUUACUAAUAAACAAUGAAGUGCUCAUUUUGAAAUCCACUCGA
Molecule: messenger RNA, 2459 nt
Organism: Exaiptasia diaphana
Lineage: Eukaryota; Metazoa; Cnidaria; Anthozoa; Actiniaria; Aiptasiidae
Product: TNF receptor-associated factor 2
Exons: 7
Coding region: 214-1503 (429 amino acids)
Biological process (GO): regulation of apoptotic process; regulation of canonical NF-kappaB signal transduction; tumor necrosis factor-mediated signaling pathway
Cellular component (GO): plasma membrane signaling receptor complex; cytoplasmic side of plasma membrane
Molecular function (GO): ubiquitin protein ligase binding; zinc ion binding; tumor necrosis factor receptor binding
Source: RefSeq, a predicted model, not a curated record